Molecule: messenger RNA, 576 nt
Organism: Amaranthus tricolor (Joseph's coat)
Lineage: Eukaryota; Viridiplantae; Streptophyta; Magnoliopsida; Caryophyllales; Amaranthaceae
Exons: 3
Coding region: 1-576 (191 amino acids)
Source: RefSeq, a predicted model, not a curated record
AUGAAGAACUUUGCUGUUACGUUUGUGAAGAUGCAGAAGUGGAACGAAGCAGAUGAAGAUGAAGAUGAAGCGUAUUCAAUGGGUUUUCAUAUAGAAGAGGAACAACAAGUUGAAGAUGAUUAUAUUGAAUAUACCUGCCCUAUACGUAAGAGGAAAAAAAUUCUAAGUGGCACAUCUCAUUUAAAACGACAUUUGUUAAAGUGUCCAAAAAGACCAGAGGGCUUACCAAUUGGGGAUGGGGGUGAUGAGGAAUAUGGGAAUGCUUUUGCUUUUGAUAUGAAUGUGUUAAAAAACAAUAUUUUGUUCUAUGUUGUGGAAGGCAACCACCCUUUGUCAACUAUUGAUGAAAAAGGGUUUAGGCGCAUGUUAUAUAGUGCAACCCCUAAAUUUGUUCCGUUUGGUCGAGCCACAUUGACUAGGAAUCUUUUUGCCUACUACUAUUCGGAGAGGGAGAGUUUUAAAAAGGCUUUACUUGAGGCAACCGGUCAUAUUUGUUUGACUACUGAUAAUUGGAAAGCAUCACACUCAAAGCAACAUUAUAUUUGUGUAACUGCACAUUUUGUAGAUAAAGACUAG